AAUCAGUUAAAACCAAACAAAAAAUAUCAGCAAAGCAUCUAGAACAAACAAAGACAAAUCAAAGUUAAAACAAUGGAUUUUGGAAGGUUUCCGAUCAUCUCCAUCCUCGAGGACAUGCUCGAAGUCCCCGAAGAGCAACACGAGAAGAGCCGCAACACUCCUUCAAGAGCUUACAUGCGAGACCAAAAGGCCAUGGCGGCCACGCCAGCUGACGUCGUCGAGCAUCCUGACGCGUACGCUUUCGUUGUGGACAUGCCUGGGAUCAAAGGAGACGAGAUCAAGGUUCAGGUAGAGAACGAUAACGUGCUUGUGGUGAGUGGAGAGAGGAAGAGAGAGAACAAGGAGAAUGAAGGAGUGAAGUUUGUGAGGAUGGAGAGGAGGAUGGGGAAGUUUAUGAGGAAGUUUCAGUUGCCUGAGAAUGCUGAUUUGGAGAAGAUCUCUGCUUGUUGUAAUGACGGUGUUUUGAAAGUGACUGUUGCUAAGCUUCCUCCUCCUGAGCCUAAGAAGCCGAAGACUAUUCAGGUCCAAGUUGCUUGAGGUUCUGGUUUUUUCUCUUUGUUUUAUAGUGUGUUUUUGUUUUGGUUUCGGUUUGGAUGUAAUCUUAAAAUGUAAGUGACUGCGUGCGUGUGCUCUAAAGUGGAAUAAAACCUGUUGUUAUGUUUUUGCUUCUUUGUCCUUGUUGGAUCUUUUUGUUUAUUUUGAGAACUAGACUGCUAA
Messenger RNA from Eruca vesicaria subsp. sativa (arugula), 717 nucleotides. The record is from the annotation of a GenBank genome assembly. Lineage: Eukaryota; Viridiplantae; Streptophyta; Magnoliopsida; Brassicales; Brassicaceae.